This is a messenger RNA of Rotaria socialis, 1545 nucleotides long. The record is from the annotation of a GenBank genome assembly. Lineage: Eukaryota; Metazoa; Rotifera; Eurotatoria; Philodinida; Philodinidae.
AUGGAUUCCAAAGUAACAGCUCAAUCCACACGUAUGAGCCGUCAAUCACAACAAAGCAGCAUUUUACCAUCUAUGGGCAUAUUUGAUAAUCGAACAUCAUCUACUUCACCAUAUUCCAAUAUACUUACUCGGUCACUUUCUAUUUCAAGGUGUCCAACAGUAUAUUACCGAACAGCACACAUUGAACCAACAGAAUCAUUAGAUGUAUCAAUAGCACAACCGUUCAGUUCAACAAAUGAUUUAAAUCAUGUCGAUAGUGUUAAAAUGCCAUCAAUAUGUCUAUUAGAUCGCCCAACUCUUUAUGUGCGUUAUACACCAAAAGAUUGGCAUGAUGCUCAAACGACUAAUUAUUUAGCAUCGGAUAAAAUUCUUGCUGAAUCGGAACGCUUACGUUCAGAUGCAAUAUGGUUAGCACAUCAGAAAGAUGAACAAGCAGUAAAAAAUAAUUUUGAAUCAUCAAAAUGCCUAGCUGAAAGUAUACAAAAUAUUGAAUAUUGGAAAAAUGAAUUAGAAAGAACAAAAGACAAAAUGACACGUAAAAUAGAUGAUGUUCAAUUUAAACGACGCGAAUUGGAACGAGUAUUAUCUGAAAUAGAAAAUCCGUUACGUAUAACACAAGAAAAUUUAUAUGAACGCGAAAAGCGUCAAGGUAUUGAUCUUGUGCAUGAUAAUGCGGAACAAGAACUUAUUCGAGAAGUUGAUAGAAUUCAAUUAUCUCAAGAUAACCUUCGAAAAAUGCUUGGAUGUCUUAGUAUCCAAAAUGCUCGUAAUCAUGCUUCAUUACACGAAUUAGAACGUGAUGUAAAAGAUAAAUAUCGUGCUCGUGCACUUGAUUCAGCUGCUCAUAAUAUUGAAACAAAAUCAAAUGGUAUUAGCUUUUACGAGGACAUUGAACUUGUGGAUAAUACUGUAUCGGUACCUGAAUCAUGGGCAAAAUAUACAAAAGAAAAUGUUUGCCGAGCACUUAAUGAAAUUUCCCAAUCAGAUGAAUUACUUGAUGCUUGUAAGCAACUUAUGACAACAAUUUACAAUGAUAUGUGGUCACAAUGGAACCAUGCUAAUAUUUCACUUGAAAAUCGUGUACAAGAAGAACAAGCAGCAAAAAAUAAAAUUGAAGUUCAUCUUGAAAAGAUUCUUCAAGAAAUCUGCGAUGUUAAGCAAAGUAUUAAAUUUUUGAAGAAAACGAUUGCUGAUCAAGAAGCAUUUUUACAAGUAGCUCAAACACGUCUAGCAACACGUACUAGACGACCAAAUAUUGAAGCAUGCCGAGAUCCUGCUAUGCACAGAUUAAUUCAAGAAGUUUAUGGUUUACAUGCGGCUAUUGCUGAUCUUCUCAGCAAGUUACGUCAAGAGGAAAAUGCUGUACAACAUUUAUUACGUUCUAAAUCAAGUCUAGAACAAGACUUAACAAUUAAAAAGAAUUCAUUAUUUAUUGAUUCUGAGAAAGUUUUGGGUAUUCGACGUCUAUUUAUGAUGGAUGCACCAGAAAAAACUUUUCUUCCAUCGGUAUCAUAUUCUCAAUCACAUGAUUUUAUUAAUGUCUGA